Molecule: messenger RNA, 2016 nt
Organism: Chelmon rostratus (copperband butterflyfish)
Lineage: Eukaryota; Metazoa; Chordata; Actinopteri; Chaetodontiformes; Chaetodontidae
Gene: serpind1
Product: serpin peptidase inhibitor, clade D (heparin cofactor), member 1
Exons: 6
Coding region: 1-1515 (504 amino acids)
Biological process (GO): blood coagulation; negative regulation of endopeptidase activity
Molecular function (GO): serine-type endopeptidase inhibitor activity
Source: RefSeq, a predicted model, not a curated record
AUGUGGGUCAUCACCGUCUUCUCUGUGGCCUGUCUGAUGGUCAGUCCAUCCCUGGCUGGCAUCAAAGACCUCAGCUCUCACUUUAGUGACCCUAAACCGGACCCCAGGGGCUUUGAAGAUGGGGCAGUGGAUAUAGAGUCCAUCCCCUUGGAGUUCCACAAAGAAAACACGGUCACGAAUGACCUUAUUUUUGAUGGCUUUGAGGAUGAAGAUUAUAUUGAUUUUGAUAAGAUCCUGGCUGCGGGCAGUGACGACUACAUUGAAGGGGAUGAGAUCGAUGAGAUUGCUACACCAGCCCCAGACAUUGACAUCUUUGCCGAACCCUCCGACCCAAAGAUUCGCCGUGCCAGACUCCUGCGGCUGUUCCACGGUCGGUCUCGCCUCCAACGCCUCAACAUUGUGAACGCUCAUUUCGGUUUUAAUCUCUAUCGAAGUCUUCGUAACGAUGUCAACCAGAGUGACAACAUCCUGCUAGCACCUGCUGGCAUCUCCAUCGCUAUGGGUAUGAUGUCUUUAGGGGCGGGACCUGAAACCCAUGAUCAGAUCUACAAAGCUCUGGGAUUCGCCGAGUUUGUCAACGCCAGUCAUCACUAUGACAACACAACAGUGCACAAGUUGUUCAGGAAGCUGACACACCGGCUCUUCAGGAGGAACUUUGGUUACACGCUACGCUCUGUGAACGAUGUCUACGUAAAGAAGGAUGUCUCGGUGAAAGAUGCUUUCCGCGCAGAAACGAAGGCUUAUUAUUUUGCAGAGCCGCAGUCAGUGGAUUUCAGGGACCCUGCCUUCCUGGACAAGGCCAACCGUCGUAUCCUAAAACUGACCAAAGGGCUGAUCAGGGAACCACUCAAGAGCGUCGACCCAAAUAUGGUGCUGAUGCUACUCAACUACCUGUACUUCAAAGGAACAUGGGAACAGAAAUUCCCCAAAGAAAUGACUCACUAUCGCAACUUCCGAGUUAACGAAAAAACAAAUGUACGCGUGCCAAUGAUGACCAACAAGGGGAACUAUCUGGCUGCUGCCGAUCAUGAACUGGAGUGUGACAUUCUACAGCUCCCAUACUCAGGAAACAUCAGCAUGCUCAUUGCCUUGCCGAGGAAGAUCACUGGCAUGAGGACCUUGGAGCAGGACAUCUCUCCCACUGUUGUCAACAAGUGGCUCAAAAACAUGACUAACAGGACGCGAGAGGUGGUGCUACCUCGGUUUAAACUGGAGCAGAACUAUGACUUGAUUGCAAAUUUAAAGGAGAUGGGCCUCACUGACUUGUUCCAGGAGACUGGAGAUUUCUCUGGAAUGACCUCUGAGAAAGUUGCCAUGAACUGGCUGAAGCACCAGGGAACCAUCACUGUGAAUGAAGAGGGAACAGAGGCUGCUGCUUUGACCCAAGUCGGCUUCAUGCCCCUCUCCUCUCAGAUCCGCUUCACUGUGGAUCAUCCCUUCCUCUUCCUCAUCUACGAGCACCGCACAGACUGCCUUGUGUUCAUGGGCCGGGUGGUCAACCCUUCACAGACCUAAACUUGACCGAAAAGCCGUUCCAAACAGCUAAACUAGUCCCUAAAAAUUCCCUGUUUGGUUCGAACUUCCAGCGAAAACAUUCAGGAUUUUAAAAGCUGGGGUGUUCUUACUUCUAUUAGUAUAAUAUGCAUGUAUAAUAGUAUGUAUGAGUAACAUCAAGAGUCUUAAUGUAUAUGUAGUCUUACUGAACAUUUAAACUUCUCCUUCACAUUUCUCAAAGGCUUGCUAGUCUGUCAGUGACUCAGUGAAUGCUUGUUAUCUGUCUGUUAAUGUUUUAUCCUCCGCAAUGAGGCUAGUGGAGAAAUGUUCUCAAAAAACUGCCAUUAUAUAACUUUCAUUACCUAAUGGCAUACUGUAUCAACUGCAGAAAGCCAACAGAACAAUGAAUAACACAAAAGAGGGGAUAAGAAAAUAAUGUAUGACACUAUUAGACGAGAAUUUCUGUGAAAAAAUCUUAAAAUUAUUACAUCAUUACUUUUAUAACGGGAGUGCCUUAAUAAA